CUUUCAUUUUCAACUUUUGUAAUGUCUUUCUACUCCAUUUAUCAACAGUAAAUUAUUCUAAACAACCCCUUUUUAUGUUCUUUUUGUACAUUUACCUUUCUUGAUUUUGUUUUUGUUUUUCGAAUUGGCGGGUGUAUAUGUUUUUUCAAGAUUUGGGAUUUCUGAGUUUUUCAAUCAUGUGUUAAUUUCUGGGGGAUUUCUAAUUUGUAUUGAGAUAUACAUAUCUGCUACAGUAGAAUUGAAUUGGUCAAAUAUUCUCUAUCAAAUGUAUAAGUCUAUCCUAUCUGUGGUGUAACAAAUAGAUUUUUGUUUGCUGGAGAUAAGUGUUGAAAUGGAGCAGUUAAAGAGAGGAAUAUCAAGGCAAUUCUCAACAGAGCUGUUUAGGAAGAGUGGAAAAUUCAGUUUCAAGAGGCAGAGUUCAUUGGAUCCAAGGAGGAACAAUUUGAGGUUCAGUUUUGGGAGGCAGUCAUCGCUUGACCCGCUUCAAAGGAGCCCUUCGAUUGAAAAUGCUGGGAGAACUGUGCCAGAGAAUCUUGAUUCGACGAUGCAGCUGUUAUUCAUGGCGUGUAAAGGGGAUGUGAAGGGAGUUCAGGACUUGUUGGAUGAAGGUAUUGAUGUGAAUAACAUCGAUUUGGAUGGAAGGACUGCUCUUCAUAUUGCUGCCUGUGAAGGCCAUGUGGAAGUUGCCAAGCUAUUGUUAAGUAGGAAGGCUAAUAUGAAUUCCCGUGAUCGGUGGGGUAGCACGGCGGCAGCUGAUGCCAAACACUAUGGUAAUGCUGAAAUUUACGAAAUGUUGAAGGCCCGUGGAGCCAAAGUCCCGAAAGUCAGAAAGACGCCAAUGGCUGUAGCAAAUCUACGAGAAGUUCCAGAAUAUGAACUUAACCCUCUGGAGCUUCAAAUCCGCAAAAGUGAUGGAAUCUCAAAGGGUUCAUAUCAAGUUGCCAAAUGGAAUGGAACGAAAGUUUCGGUAAAAAUACUUGACAAGGAUAGCUAUAAAGAUCCUGAAAGCAUAAACGCUUUCAAACAUGAAUUAACUUUGCUAGAAAAAGUGCGGCAUCCAAAUAUAGUUCAGUUUGUUGGAGCAGUUACACAAAAUAUACCGAUGAUGAUAGUCUCAGAGUAUCAUCCAAGGGGUGAUCUAGGUAGCUAUCUUCAGAAAAAGGGACGUAUAUCUCCUUCUAAGGCGCUUAAAUAUGCUCUUGAUGUUGCUAGGGGUAUGAACUACCUUCACGAAUGCAAACCAGACCCAAUUAUACAUUGUAAUCUAAAUCCAAAAAAUAUUUUGCUUGACAAUGGAGAUCACCUGAAAGUUGCCGGAUUUGGUCUGAUUAAAUUGUCAAAAAUUUCACCUGACAAAGCAAAGUUGGUGCAGCCGGAGGGUUUUGAUCGUUCAAGUCCCUAUGUGGCACCUGAGAUUUAUAAAGAUGAAAUAUUUGACCGGAAUGCGGACAUAUAUUCAUUUGGCAUUUUACUCUAUGAGAUGCUGGAGGGAACACCACCUUUUAAUACCAAGUCUCCUGAAGAGGCUACCAGAUUGAUGUGCUUAGAAGGCCAAAGACCAGCAUUCAAAUCGAAAUCCAAAUAUCCUCCAGAGCUUAGAGAGUUGAUUGAAGAAUGUUGGGAUCCAGAAGCUUUUGUACGGCCAACAUUUUCUGAGGUCAUUGUGCGGAUGAAUAAAAUAUUUGCUAACUCCUCGAAACAAGGAUGGUUGAAAGAUACUUUUAAACUUCCUUGGUUGUAAGUGUGCAUGAAAGUGUCAAGAACAUGGACAAUAAUUGGAGUCAACGGAGUUUAUCAGCGGAAGAUUCUUGUGGAGCUUUCCAUUUAUGAUAAACCUAAUAGGCAAACUUGUAUUUACAAGAUUCCUUGAAAGCUUUAUAUUGUUGUUAACCAAAUAAAAGGCAGAUUUGCUGGGUGAAUAAGAUGGGAUUACAAUUAAAUGUCGGCUUUAUAGUAAGUUUGAACUCCACUAUAUGUCAUGUGAAGUGUGUUUAUUAGAUCCAUAGUAUUUGAAC
This is a messenger RNA of Solanum tuberosum (potato), 2015 nucleotides long. RefSeq names its product serine/threonine-protein kinase STY17-like. Gene Ontology annotation, biological process: protein phosphorylation. Gene Ontology annotation, molecular function: protein serine/threonine kinase activity; ATP binding; protein binding. The record is from RefSeq and is a predicted model, not a curated record. Lineage: Eukaryota; Viridiplantae; Streptophyta; Magnoliopsida; Solanales; Solanaceae. The coding region runs from base 332 to 1741 and encodes 469 amino acids. The transcript is spliced from 12 exons.